Adineta steineri is the source of this 1728-nucleotide messenger RNA. The record is from the annotation of a GenBank genome assembly. Lineage: Eukaryota; Metazoa; Rotifera; Eurotatoria; Adinetida; Adinetidae.
AUGAACACUACAAAUAAUGAUGAAACAACAGUGCUAAUAUCUAGCACAGGUAUUCCUUCGGCUGUAUCUGAUAAACGUUCACCUAACCAAAGACGAUUAGCAGUGUAUAUUAUUCUUGCAAGCACUAUUUUUGAACGUUUAGCAUUUUAUUCAUUAGCAAUUAAUCUUGUUGUUACUCUGAAAUCUACCGAACCAAAUUGGGAUCCUUCGAAUAGUGCAACAGCUUCCUUUAUUUUUUUCGGUACAAGUUAUAUUUCAACAUUAAUAUUUGCCGCUGUAAGUGAUGCUAAACUACGUAGAUCUAAAACAAUUCUUAUCGGUUUUAUUCUGUAUAUUAUUGGUUAUGUAUUUAUAAAUUUUAUUGCAAAUGCUGCUACACAUGAAACUAUAUGUACAGGUACAUCUCCUACACAUAGUUCAAUAUUUACUGAACAUUGUGGACCUCAAAUCAUUGGAACACUUGUUUUUACAGCUAUUGGUGUGGGAGCUGUUCAAGCAAAUAUGGCUGUAUUUGGAGCCGAACAAAUUCAAGCAUCAAAAGUGACAUCACGAUAUUUCUAUAAAUAUUUCAUAGCUGUAAAUAUAGGUGCUGUUAUAGCCACAUUAUCUAUUCCUUUAGUUCAAAAUGAUUCAGAUAAUAUGACAAAAGCGAAUAGUUAUUUUUAUGGAUAUCUUAUUGCAUUAUUUACGCUUAUUAUUUCAGCUGGAUUAUUUCUUAGUGGUUUUCAAUAUUAUAUUCAUGUACCUCCAUUUGAUUCAGUCAUAUUGAAAUGUAUCCCAAUAACUAUAAAUGCAUAUCAAACAUGGUUUAAAUAUCGUGUUAAUAAAAAUGAUAAUAAUAAUCAAAGAAGAGAUGGAUAUCGUGGCAUAUGGAAUAAUCGAAAUUCGAUUAGUCAAGAAGAUUCAUCGUUCCCAGCUGAACAAGCACUUUCAUUUCUUGAUUAUGCAAAAGCAGCUAAUAAUGGUAAAUAUCCUGAUCGAAUUGUUAAUGAUGUUAAAGCACUUCGAACAGCUCUUAUUGUUUACAUUCUACUUAUUCCAUAUUGGAUUAUUUAUUUUCAAAUUCAAAUAACAUUUCCAUUACAAGGUCAACAAAUGUAUAUACCAAUCUUACAUGAUAAUGAUAAAAUACCUAUUAGUUGGAUGUCACUUGGUGAUUCCGUAACAAUUAUUAUUGGUAUUUCAAUGUUAGCAAUAUUUGUUUAUAAAUGUUUGAAUGCUCCAAAACGAAGAGUUUCUAUAAGAGUUAAACUUAUUACGGGAAUGAUUUUAGCAUCAUUAGCUAUGUGUAUUGCGGGUACAAUUGAAAUUUUUCGACAACAAAGUUGUGUUUUAGGAAAAAGUGAUUCAAGUUUGAGUAUAUAUGUUCAAUUACCACAAAAUAUAUGCAUGGGUCUUGCUGAAAUAUUUGCUACUGUGGCUAGUCUUGAAUAUGCUUAUUUAGCGGCUCCACGUUCAGCUCAAUCAUUAUUAAUGAGUUUGCAAUUUUGUUUAUUAGGUUUCUCAUCAUUUCUUGCCAAGGCAUAUUUUUCAAUAUAUUCAACGACUACAAGUAAAUUUGAUUUCAGUUGUCUUGAUCUUAAUAAAUGGACUUAUACCUUGUAUUUCUUUGUUCUUGCUGGCCUUCAAAUACCUUUUAUAAUUAUUAUUUUUAUAUGUGAUAAAAAAUUUAAAAUACUCAAACUAAAUCCACAACAUACAGAAACACAACAAUUUCAAACAAGUUAA